CACAGAAACAAUGGCUGCAGCAAUAGCAAAAAACUCAUCAUUUGUGAAAGCUUUAGCAGAAAACACCACUCUCAAAUCCAUUCCUUCUCAAUUCACACUCUCCACUGAUUCCAAAGGCUCCCAAUCCGAUUCGCUCCCCAUUAUCGACUUCUCUCUCCUCACCACCCCCAAUCCCGACCAGCGCUGCAAAGUCCUUGCAGACCUCAACAACGCAUGUCGGGAAUGGGGCUUCUUCAUCUUGGUGAACCAUGGGAUUCCGGAGAAGCUUCUCAAGGCUAUCAUCACGGCGAGUUUGGAGUUCUUUGAGCUGCCGGAGGAGGAGAAGCGGAGGUAUGAGGCCAAGAGCGUGUCGGACCCUAUUAAGUCUGGUAGCGGCAGCGUCAUCAACACUGCUAACCAAAGGAUUCAUCUUUGGAGGGAUUUUGUCAAAUCGUACGUUCACCCCGAGUUUAACUACCCUACUGAGCCUCAGAGUCUGAGGGAGCCUUUGCAAGAGUUCUCAGGGAAGACCCGAUCCGUGUACAGGAAACUGAUGCACGCGAUCGGGGAAAACCUAGGGCUCGAACAAGGGUUCGUGGACGAAGCUUUGAAACUCGACUCGUAUUUCCAAUUGUACGCGGCCAACUACUACCCGCCUUGUCCGGAGCCGGACCAGGCCAUCGGUAUUCCCCCACAUACCGAUCACGGCCUUCUCACAUUCCUCAUACACAACGGAGUCGCGGGGCUUCAGAUCCAGCACAACGGGGAGUGGUUCGACACCAUCUCCCCGCAAAACGCUAUCCUCGUUAACACCGCCGAUCAUCUUGAGAUACUAAGCAACGGAAGGUACAAGAGCGUGAAGCACAGAGCCGUGGUGAAUACCGAGGAGACGAGGAUCUCGGUGGUGAUGGCGAACGGCGCUGCGCCGGAUGCCAUUGUUGCUCCGGCGGCGCCGCUGGUGGAACAAGAUGGUCGUCCGCUUUAUCGCCCCAUGAAAUUUAUUGAGUAUGUGGAAACAAUGCUAAGCAAUCCACUUUUGGGAAAAUGCAACUUAGAUUGCAUCAAAAUUCAAGAUGAUUGAAUUAUUUAGUUAUGUUUAAAUAUAAUGUACUACUUUGUCUAGGUUGUCAUUUGCAGUUUGUUGCUUGUAUUACUUUUAAUUUUACUAUAAAAAAUUACUAUUACAAAAGUCAAGGUUGCGGAAGCGAUUGCCGCACAUGGGAAAUUAAAAAAUUGCAAUUUGUAGUA
Messenger RNA from Salvia hispanica, 1227 nucleotides. Its product is annotated as 2-oxoglutarate-dependent dioxygenase 19-like. NCBI's taxonomy places the organism in Eukaryota, Viridiplantae, Streptophyta, Magnoliopsida, Lamiales, Lamiaceae. The record is from RefSeq and is a predicted model, not a curated record.